Messenger RNA from Ophidiomyces ophidiicola, 612 nucleotides. RefSeq lists its product as uncharacterized. Lineage: Eukaryota; Fungi; Ascomycota; Eurotiomycetes; Onygenales; Onygenaceae. The record is from RefSeq and is a predicted model, not a curated record. Gene Ontology annotation, cellular component: glycosylphosphatidylinositol-N-acetylglucosaminyltransferase (GPI-GnT) complex. The coding region runs from base 1 to 612 and encodes 203 amino acids. The transcript has 3 exons. Gene Ontology annotation, biological process: GPI anchor biosynthetic process.
AUGCCGGCCCGUCUUUCGAUCCAGCGACCCUCGCCGACAACUGUCCUGUUCAAUGUUUCUAACGUGCCCUACCGGUCAACCAUCGCUUCGAAGCUUCUCUUUUGCCUUGAAGUCCUGUUGCGCGUCUUCAUAUUCUCCACCGUCUUACUAAUUGAUGCUGCAAAGCUUCGAACUUAUGCAUUUUAUCGUGACGGAACUGUGCCAUGGACCAAAGUCUGGUCAAGCUCCGUGGGCAUGCUUGCCUGCCAGAUAGCAGAUCGCCACCUGUGGCAGGUGAUUGCGCCGGCUAGCGCCGUGUUGCUAUACUUGAUGGUUAGGAAAGGGUACACCGAGGAAUCGCUCCUUGUCAUACGUGGUCUUGGAGUACAGACGUCGUCCUCCGCUGCCACAUACUUCAUGAGUGCCACCACGCGGUUUAUUCCGACCGCCCAAGUACAAGACAUAGUUAUCCAUGAGGCAUUUAGGAACUUUGAGGUCCGUUUCUAUCUGGUUAUAAUCGUGGAAGGCGAGUCAGAAGCAAUUGUGGUUUUCCCGAAACUCCUACCCCGGCGCAAUAUACUAGAAGAUGCUUGGAAGGGAACUCGCAAAUGCCUUUAUGAGCCUAGCUCGUAA